GUUGUUCAAACUGAAACAGUGCUUAUGAUCCUUUUGCGGCUUGCUGAAGACGUGAUUUCAAUGGACAGCCACCUACAGUCCAACAGAAAGAAACAGAUUACCCAGGAGUUAAACACACAGGCACAAGGACUGUUUAACUUUUUCAUUGAAACACUGCAGAUUAAUACAACUAAAUAUAGAACUUUAAAGGUAUAGAGUAACAAUAGUAAUAAACCUGUUACUUGUUUUUAGGGUUUACCUUGGUGUAAAAACCUGUGAAGUUUUUCUUUGUUUUCUAGCUACAUGUAUUAUUUUUCUUGGCUCUGUUGUGUUGUCUUCUCAGUGGCUUCUUUGUAUUCAUUGUUUUGCGUCACUCGUGAGUUUCACAGUCAGGUUUUUACCCCGAGGGAGAGCCUGUUUUUAUCAUACAUAACCUUCCAUAAUUUCAUAGUCCUAGUUAUGGCAAGAUUAUUAUUUUUUGUCAUUCUGACUUUAAAAUCUAUGGAUGAAAAUAAUUUGUUACGAAAAGGUUAAAGGCUUGUUUAUAGUGGAAUGUGCGAUAGCUUAUCCAGCUAGUCUACAGGUACUCCACUUAAAGCAUUAGAGACAAAAUAUUCAAAUAUAAUACGACAGGAUUAAAAAACCCUUUUCACAUCCUUUGUUGUGCUAAAAAUUGUCCUGUGUGACAAAUCUGUUUCCAAGGGAUCUUGCCAGUACAUUUCUGUUGGACUAAAAAUUUUUGUUGCAAAUCUUCCAGUGAAACGUCACUUUUACACUGAUCCAAAGCUUUUUGUGCAGUUGUCUAUUCCUUUUAGACAGAUCAAAAAAGAAGAAACCUGCUGUUCAUAAUACUUAUUAUUCUGUUACUUUUUGUCUGUAUCCCAGGCUUCAGUUCAUCUGCGUCUAGCAGAACAGACACUACUCACACUUACAGGAUACCUAGACUGGGUGAAGUUUGCAGUGCUGUACACACAGAACUGUAUCAUUCUACAAAUGCUGUGCCUGCUACUGGAGGAAGAUGCACUCAAAAUAAGAGCUGCUGACUGCCUGCUUAUGAUCGUCAGUAGAAAGGUGAGUAUAUAAGGUUCUGGGAAACUAGCUGUCCACCCAUCCCUUCCCAAACUAACAUGAGCACAAAAUGAGAGGGGUAGGUGGAUUCUAGAACUGCCCACCUAGUCUCCUCCCUUAUAAGCCAAUAUUGACACUUACUUCUCAUUUAGGACAAAAUGUUUGGUUAGGGGAGGGGUACAAGUGUAGGUUGAUUCUAGGAACUGCCCACUUACCCCGUCCCCCGGGCAAAAUGUUGAGUUAGGGGAGGGGUUGGUGGAUUCUAUGACUGCCCACCCACUCUUCCCUUAACCUAAUGUUCAAGCAAACUAACUGCUCACUUUGGGCAAAAUGUUGAGUUUAUAGGGGAGGGGUAGGUAAAAAAUUUCCCAGAAUACAUUACUGAUCUCAUUAGGCUUCAAAACAUACAAGUCCCAAUUUUCUAACAAACUGAGUUAUUAAUUGAACAAGUAAGUGCUACAACAUGAGACUUCUGUAACGAGCAAGCCCCAAGUGUGAUCAGCAUCCAAUUUCUCCCUGUUCUAUCAAUGCAUUAUGUAACAGAGGGGUCAAGAGAAUUCAGGACAUGAUCACAUAAAAUGGAUUCAAUUCAUAUUGAUACUUUAAAAACUUCUCCCCACUAUUUUUGAGAUGUAUAGGGGCAGCAAAAGAAAAUUCAAUUUUAAUGAUAUUAGGUGGUAAAUAUGUGUUUUGACAUUAAGCAAGCCCAGGUCCAUGAAAGAAUGUGAUCAUUUUCCAAAAAUGUGAGAACCCAUCAGGUACUGUAUGCUUCUAGAGGGGGUGGGUCAUGCAUUCAAUAAGGACCAGUCAAACUAGUAAACAUGUCAUUUCCCUUUGACUGUUUCCUGUAAAACAGUAAAAGCCAAUAUAGAAUUGUUUAAUGUGAAUAUUCUCAAUAAAAAUUUGGUUCUAGGGAAAGUCAAGUGAAAGGACACCAUUGCUAAAACUGUUCAGUGAGGAUGCCAUGAGCAUCAUGCUGUCUGCUGCCCAGUAAGUAUAUUUAGCGAUAUCAUUACAAUAAUAAUAUAUUUUUAAAAAGGUGUUGGAACAUAGCCAAAAGAAUUCACACUUUUAGAUAGAUUAGAGCAUUUAUUUUGAAUUUGAAAUGCAUCCCCAAACUACAUGUAAUUCAUAAUACUAGAAGUAACCAUAUAAAGAUAUUCAGUCAAUCAGUUUGUUGAUUGGUCGAUUCAUUUGUCAGUUGGUCAUUUGUCAGUCAGUCAGUCAGUCAGUCAAUCAAUCAAUCAAACAAUGAAUCAAUCAACCAAUCAUUCAAGAAAACAAAGAAAAUCACUACCACUACCAUGAGUGAAGACUGGGAAUGCGAUCCAGUCUUUUAUCAGAAUGAAAACUUUUGCCUUGAUUGUUGUUAGAGUUAUUGAGCUGUUGAAAAGUACAAUACAAAGAUGUGCAAAAGUGUGUUGUCUGAUGUUCAGUCAUCUUAACUUGGCAACAAAAAAAUCUCACGUUAAGCAAAAGAAAGUUUCCAACCUGCAUAGUUUUCCCACAUUGCCACAGAAUCAUGAUUCUAAGACAUCAUUAAAUAAUUUUUUCUUAAUGUAAUUUUUUAGGAGAUCAGUUACUGCAGAAUUUGAUGAAAGACAGUAUCUUUUCUUGAAAAGAUUGUGCCAGGUUUUGGUGACCUUAGGUGAAGCACAGCUCUUCCAUUUGUGGGUAAGGUGAUUCAACACAAGUUGUUCUGUGGAAGUUAGUAGAUUAUUUAUAAGGAUUACAGUCACUGUAUUGGAAUUUUGUUUUGGAUGCUGUUGGUUAAAAGUCAUUGAAAUACCAAUGGUACUGUAAUGUGUCUUCAGGGCUCUUACAGUAGAUCAAACAUGUUGGUCCAAUAUUAUCUGGAACAUGUUGCUCUAACAUCAUCCACGGCAUUGGUCUCACAUCAAUCAACAUGUUGGUCCAACAUCAUCCAACAUGCUGGUCCAGUUGAAUUCAUUCAAUAAAACUGGAUCCAUGUGAACACCUUGUAUGGAGAAUAUGCAUGGUGAUAUCAAGGUCUGAUAGGCUAAAUAUUGCAAGAUAAGAGAUAAAUUAUGUGUCAUUCAUAAGGAGUCACUGUUUAUGUUGAUUUUCUACUAAUGUUUGUUCUUUAGAAUGCUACUUAUCCAAAUGAGAAACCUCCAAACUUCAAACAAUAUUUGGAAGCACUUUUAGCAUUUGCAAAGCAUGAGAGCUUGGUAAGUUAUUCCAAAUUAAUCGGUUUCUUUUGUGUUUGGACCCUCAAUCUGAGAUCUUCCUUUCCAUUCUAUUCUUGCUCUGGCCAGUGUCUAAAAAUGUCAAUUUAGUAUAUACCUCCAGUCUGUAAACAGUAAAUUGCUCUGUCAUGUACCCAGUAGACAGAAAAAGGGGGCUUAAUCAGUUAAUUUCUAGAAUGCACUUUUAUUUUCUGCCCAAAGUUUCGAUCAAGUGUUGCAAAAGCUAAUAAUUUGUGACAAAUUUGUCACAUAUCAGUUUUAUACCAGAAGUAAAAUAAUAACAAAGGUAAAAGCAUUCUCAAACGAAGUUACAUUUGAUUACAAGCUAUUAUUAAAUAAUGGCAGUUUCAAUUCUUGUUUAUUCUGGGGCUAGAGAAAACAGUCCAGAUAAUCAAGUAGCCAAGUUAACUGAGGAGUGGACUUCCAAGGCUUAACUGCACAUACAUGAAUAAUGCAAUAUUGUACAGUGUUUGUAGGCUUGUUCCUGGCAAUGACUCCUGUUUUUUGAUUUAGUUUUUGGUUGAUGUUACUUUCUUUCAGACCAUAUCUCAUCUAACAAAUACAGUGUGGCUUGCAUUUCUAAGAAAUCCUGUUAUAGCCAGGGAUGAAACAUAUACAUCAAUAUUUCCAGCACUCUUGGAAAUAUCAAAAGCUAAGCUUUUUAAGGUAUCAAUCAUUUUUUAAAACUUCAUACAAUUUACCUUGCUCCUGUAAGCCGACAAGGUUAGUAGUGCAAUGUUAGUGUGUGGCUUGGUUGUGGGGGUUUUCUGCUUAAGGCAGGUGAAAAUUACAGUGGUUUUUUAUGUGUCAGGGACCGAAAAUAAGAGUCCACAUUCGAGAGGUGUCUAUUAGCGUAGGCUUGACUCAUCUGUGCAUUAUGAAAUGAAUUAUGAUUAAAUGUUGUGUUUAGGGUUUGUACAGAGUCUUGAAAUUUGCCCAGCAAUUUUCCAGAUCUGGAAAAAGUCUGGGAAAUGGAGACUACAGUCUAGAAAAGUGGUAAAAAGUCUUAAGUUUUUUUUUUCAAUGCGACAACAAGUGCUUUAGAAGUGAAUUCAGUCUUAACUUGCUCGUAUGUUUGCAGUGCACCAUGCAAAAGCUUUGUUCUUGCAUUUUUCAAGGUCUAUAUUGAUCACCAAUUUGAUAACCUUGAGUCUGGAAAAAAUAUAUGUUGUUUUGGAAAAAAGUAUAGAAAAAGUCUUGAAUUUUGGAUCCAAAAAUCUGUAUGAACCCUUUGUGUUGGUGUACAUGUAGAGUACCCUCUGCCUUCUUACUGAUUUAAACAUUUUUUGUUAAAUUUUAUCAUGAUAUAAAUUGCUCAAACACUAUUUGAAAUUAGACAUGAAUACCUCGACAGUUAGUCAAGGGCAAGGAGGAAUUGACGAAUUCUUCAAUUUUCUACUUUUAUUUAGGUCAAUCACCCAGAAGAUAGCGACUCACCUGGGAGUAUUUUUAACAAAGAGGACUUUAACAGCAUGAGGGAAUUCACUUCGGUUAAUGGACGUAAGAAUGGAUCCUUUAUAUUUUGGCUGGAAACUUACAUAAGAACAUACAUUUCUAUGAUGUAGUUACUAUUUCCAAGUUUAUCUGUUUUAUUUCAAGAAGUGUGAACUUUUAAACCAGGCAUUAAAAAUCAAAACGGUUGAUUAAAAUCAAAGAGAUGCGAAGCCUGUGAACACUUGAAUUGCUCAUAAUUAUCAGGCAGGGAUUUACAUUUACACUUUGUUCCCUGAGCAUUAAAAUUAGAAUUUUCAUGGCACACAGAUAAUAUCUGAAAAACGAUCAGGCUAAAAAAUUUCAAAAACGCCAGUUGCAGUCCGUCUUAAUAAGUUUUCAGUCUUCAUAAGUUUUCAGUUUUAGCAAUCUGUGCCUUCUUUUGAAUUUGCUGUAUUGUUUAAACUUUUGCUUAGGCAGGAGCACCUACCAAAAAGACAGCAUUGUUAAACGUAUUUUAGCAUUAAACGGUAGAUAUAGGCAUCUUUUUAUCCCCUAAAAAUUUUUCGCUUGUUCAGAUUUCCUAGCUGAAAGUCUAGUGAUCCGAAAACUAUAGGGAUCACAACUUACCUUUUGUAAAAUUUCAGCCAGAAUAAAGGCUCCCGAAAAUUCUAGGUGACCUUUUUACGGUAAAAAUCCGUUAAAAAUCGGCAAUUAUACCAUUUUUCAGAUGUUCAAAAAUCCUAGGAGAGGCAGGCGAGCAGGAAAUUUUACAACAAAUGUUCCGAAAAUUCUAGAUCUCAAAUCGUCUUCCGAACAGAUAUUUUCCGAAAAUUGACGUUGGGUGCCCCUGUUAAGGGCUUAUAUUUAAGUUUCCCCCAAUUUGGUGACCGAUUUUUAGUGAAUAAAUUUGGCUGAAUUUCAUGAUGCACUUACGUCUAAUAAAUACACUCUCUGGGUGACACCAGGUGAAUAUAUCACAUACCCCCUCAUUGUAGGUAAAAAACCCCUACUUAUUUUUUGGUAACAUGGUCAUGUUUCAGAGGUCAGAGGCGAGGUCAUGGACAUUGUUCGUCAGCUAACUCUAGUCUAUCCUGUUGAGACGUUCGUAUUUGGAGCUGGUUGGUUGUUACAAAGAGCUACUCACAUGCCUGCUCCAGAUGCUAAGAGUAAGUGUAAUGGGUUAAAGUCAAAUCUGUAUAAAAAUGCAUAAACGGCGAAGACGUUUGCAAUGAAGUACCAGUUUUAAAGUGUGACUGCACACAGAAUACUGACUGUUUUAUUACGUAGAUGUAAUAAAAGAUACCUGCGAGCUACAAUCCCGGCCAUAAUUGUUGAAACGCUUGCGACCUUUUUCUUCUCUUUCCUUUCAAUUUUGAUUUGGAAGACGUUUAUGCCCAGGCAAACGCGUGAAACCAACAGUGUGGGAAGGGGAGGGAAGUAAUAAAUAUAUUUAUGAACGACUAAUUUUAUGUUGUGUUUUCCGGAAGUGUUUCAACAAAUUAUGACAGGAAUUGUAGGUCUGCCAGGCUUUAAAUUUGGAUUGAGCCAGUUAUGACAGCAACAUAAGAAUAUGAACAGGGUUUGAUUUUUGUGUUUUAAUACGUGCUGUUUUUAGUCAGUGUUCGUGAAACAGAACAAGCCAUACAGGAGUGGGAUGGACUGACUCGGUACCUGGAUGCUGUAAUGUCCAGAUUUCUUAAAGUGGAAAAUCACAAGGCAAGGUUACAUUAAUGUAUUCCCUACACGUAGAAGAUAUUUUUAUGCUACCAUUGUAGGUAUUUUCGCAUACAUUACUGUUACAUAGCACUACUUUCAGAUGUGAAUUUUAAUCAACCGUCAUUUUCAAGACACCAACAAACUAGUGAUAUAAACAACACCAAGGCUUUGUGCUGUUUAAUCAAAGUUGCAAUAAAUGCAAUCAUCUAGAAUUUCGAAAGAUCAAAUUAGUGUUGCCAUUAACAGUCCAACGCAAAUGUUCAGAUUCAUAAGAAAGGUCACAAUACAAAUGACCAAUGAAGCUCAAUGAUGACCACAUCAAUUUUUUGGAAGGCAGGAGAAAUUGAGAGAGAUGAUAAUGAAAGGUAGAGAAGACAUGAAGAUAUAAGUGUGUGUGUCUCAACUUUCGUAACUUCUUAUUGACAGGAAAUCAUUCAAAGCCAAGUAACAUUUCAAGGGUCAUCAGUAGGAUUUAUUGCAUUGGCCAGGAAAUGCAUUCAGGCUGUCUUGGAAGUUGAUUCAAAGGUAGGUCAUAUCCAGCUUGAAGUCAAGUAUAUUACCUUGUUAAGUGUAAUUGCCACUCCUGCAGCAAGGUGCCUCCCGUAACAACUCAUUCAAAUGGUGAUACUCUGACAUCAGUAUUCUCAUCUUGGCGUAUUUGAAAAACGAGCCAAGCGCUCCUUGAGUUUCGCUAUAAGCCAGCUUGAACAGCAAGUAACCAAGGAAAAUUGUGCAGGGAGCUAAUAGCGUCUGACCUUCUGCAAAGAUUUAUCUUUCCUUUCUAUGGUAUCUUUUCAUGUUUUUGUUACCAGUUCAGUUUACCACUCUGGUUCUGCUUCUUUCGUUUUUUUUAACGUUUCUGAUUUUUCCUUCGGCGGUGAACGAAAGCUAAUGAAAGCUACACUUUUUUCAGAUCUCAGAUAUCCUUGCAAGUGUAACAGAUGCCAUUCAAGCUUUUUAUCCUUUUCUACAACACAACAAAGACUUGGUUAUGGAUGUCUUAAGAAAGGUAGCACGCAGUUAACUUCAUUUGCGUAUUUUUUUGGUUUAAAGUAACAUGACAUCAUACUUUAUAAAGAGUUGCGAAAAGUAGGCGGAAGUGAAGUUGGACAUAUCUUACGCUAAUAAAAGGGAGGAGUUACACCAGAGAGUUUGGUAGCGUUAUUUGGCAGAAGACACUAUCUAUCGUCGAUGUUUAGUGUCCUGUGCAGGUUUUAGAGCAGUUUGGCCUUUUCAUUACCUUAAGUAUUUUCCGAAAAGCCUGUGAAAUAGUACCAUUAUAGAGGCUGUACAUAGGUGCAAGAUCGUUGCAAGUAAAAGGGAGACUGAGUGAGUUGUUGGCUGUUGGGCUAGAGAAACAGAUCGGAGAAGUGACCGUUUUAAUUGCUGAACCUCGCUGGCCUUAAAAGAAGGUUCAACCUAAAGAAUGAAAUUGCAAAGAAGGAGGAGAACUACCAUCCCUAAGCUAUGUUGAACUGUAUCAUUUCGAUUGAAGACCUCCAGCGAGAUUUUAAAAAUCAGAGAGAUCCCAUAUAGUAACUGUUGCCCGUAAAUAUAUAUACAUAUCCACUGCCAUGAGUGGAUUCUAUGGUGUAUUCAUUGUCUUGGGCAAGGUGGCUCCCUUUCUUAGAUAUGACAGGUGGAUAUUGGCUUGCAAACUUGAAAGCAAAUGUCCAGGACAAGCUGCAUUUUCUGCUGGAAAGGUGCCGGGCACUAAUGAGUAACACCGCUUUUAGUCUGUGUAAUGCUCCAAAUACCUUUCAAUAUCUAAUUUAAUCUGCAUGUGCACGUUUGACCCUAGAAAUCGCCCUUUUUCGCAUGUUCACAAAGGUAAAAUAACAUUUUGUGCCGUAGACUAAAGUCUACCUUUGCCUCUCCAUCUGUCAACGAACAUUUUGGACCUUCUACCAGUCAAUGAUUUUGGAAAAAAUUGUUUGCCGUAUUGCAAAUGACACUGAGAAUGAUCCCUACCUGAUCAGUCAUAUUAAGUGGCUGCUUAUGUCUUGGUGAAAAGGUUUCUGAACUGUUGCAGCGUGCCUUGUAACCUUUACUCUGGUGAAAGACGUAAAGUUGGAACUUCACUGAGCUAGAUAACGUUCGGAGGGUCCAACUGGAUAGCAUGGUUAAGACACAAAAGAGCCCUCAAGGGAAGAGGAUAAAAGCAUAGACCUCAUUGUUAUUAAUUUUGUGUAUGUCUUGUUUUUUUCAGGUGUUUACAGUAGUUUUGUUUAACACAACUGGAAACCCUAAGGUAUUAGCCUGACGAAAGUCAUAAUUUUCCGUUUUUACUUUAUCACUACAUUUUCCUUCUGUGGGUCACUUUUUCUCUCUUUUUGAUUCUGUUAAUUACACAAGUGCUGUUUGGUGAAAUGAUGAUUGGUUGAUGUGUCAUGUGCAGAUAGACAUGGGUGUACUGAAAUCCGAAUUGAAAAGAUUGUUUUUAUACAUUCGAUGUAUUUCAAGACCCAAUGUAAUCUGAUUAUCACCUUUUUAUGUGGACAAUUCUUAAGUCCUCGACCUGUUUGUUACUGACGUUGAUAGCAUGUGACUGCUGUAUUUUUAUAGUCUUACUAGUCAUCUUCCUUUUGUCUCUUCAGGGUCCUUGGAGUCUUGAUGUUCUUCAUGCUCGCCGCCAUGCAUGUAGCGCAGUUGUGAAACUUUGUAAAGAAUUUGGAGGAUUGCUUGUGGUAGGCGUUUUUCAUCAUGGAGUAAGGGACCUGACCAUUUUCCUGUGGUAUCAUAUAUGACAGUGGGUUGCCCGUUUCUUUGCUCCAUACAUAACUUUUCUUUCUUGUUUCUUACCCGUGCAUGUUUCAUUCAAUUUCCUCCUCCUGCUUUUGCCAUUGCCAGAGUAUUUUUUUCCAGUAUAUUUGUAUUAAAUUAUUUGUGCAUCUUAAUCAGUAGAAGUGUGUUUAGUUUAAAAAUAAGUGUAGACAGUCCAAAACCUUUAAACUUAUGAAAGUAAGUCAUUUGUAAUGACCACCAACGCCUCUAGAACACAGUCCAGCGCUUUGUGGUUUUGCUGUAGAGAAAUUAGCGUUCCUGAUAGCAAAGUCUUCCUUCCCCUUGUAUUUGAAUCGGAGAUGAAAACACAAUAAAAAAUAAUACUGCUGGCAGUUUAGGAAGAAGGCCAAGGACCAAUUUUAAGGAUUUGUCUAAUACACCUUUUCUUGGUUUUCAGCCUGUUUUUGGUGCUCUGAAACAACAUGUUCAUGCUUUAUUUGAGGAAGAACUGGUAGCUGUCAAGGAAGCAAGCACUUUAACAGAAGCAUUAGUGAUUGCCAGGUAAGAUAAACUUGUUUUCAUUUCCCCAGAUUGAUGGUCCAUUUUUAAUUGUAAUUGUAAUUAAUUUGUAAUUGUUAAGCUUUUACCCAUGGAGCACUGAGGAGUUCUUAAGAAGUCGUUGAAAUGUGUCCAGAUCGAAUUGGAAUUUGGACUUGUUGGUUUUUAAGGAGAGGGGAAACCGGAGUACCUGGAGAGAAAUCUCUCUGAGCAAGGGAAAGAACCAAGAACAAACUCAACCCACAUAUGGAGUCAGCGCCGAGAUUCAAACCCAAGCCACAUUAGUGUGAGGCGAGUGCUCUCACCACUGCACCACCAUUGUCACCCAUUGUUUUGAGUCACCCACUUACUUUGUAGCUUUCAGGUUUGAAAAGUAAUGUCUUGUUUGUUCACGCAGUGUUUUUCCCUACUGUCCCAUUUUUUGAUUAGCAAUCAUUUGGGUAAAGAGAAACAAGAUGCAUUUCUCAGUGAGCUGAUGGCUCCAGUAAGGGAAAUCUGGAUGAGUGAAAGAAUCCAACAGUAAGUUUGUGAGGUUCAACCUUUCCAGCCAAGAGUUGAUUCUAGAAGAAUGGACGUAGUCUUAAGUUUAGAGUGUGUGGGUUAAAUUCUACAGAGUGUGAUCAUUAAAAUCGUUAUUUAUGAGUACUUUGGCAUGAUACUGUUUGUCGUGAAAUAUUGGACAUACUAAGUGUGAGGAUUUUGCGGGACUUCCUUGGCGGGCUUCCCUUAAGAGUGAAACCAAUAGAUCAAGGAAUUUAACCCUGCUACUUUGUCUCACUCAUAAAAGAUCUGAAUUAAGAACUCAGGUAAAAAUGGCAAUUUUUGCCUUGUGAAUAGGUGGCAAAGUAACAAACGGUACAAGAUCAUGAAGGCGUGUUACUUAAAUGGUUAUGUAAUUUCAUUUUGUCAUUCUCCCAUUUUUAUAGUAAAACCCUUCUCUGUAGUUAGUGUCUUCACUUCUAUAAGCAUCGCACACUCGAAGGUAGUUACUAACACAUUAGAGUAGAUGGACGGUUUUUCUUCAUAUUUUUUUAGUGAGUAAGUAUAGUUACACUACCUUGUUACUCAGUCCCAGUACCUUGUUACUAAGUCCCAGUAUCUACAUACUAACUCUCAAGACUGAUCUCCAUACAUUUUCUUAAAAGACUUUGUUGGGAGAAUUUGAUAGCAGAUCAAAGGAUUUUCCCUUCGAUGAUCAUUUUAUCAAUUCUCACAACCUUUUAUCUGAAUGACGUAUGAUUAUUGUUUGGAGAAAACUGAUAUUGACACUGUGAUAUUCUUUUCAUGGAUAGGGCUAUCUCAUCUCCAGCAAGCUUUGUGUCAUUUAUCGGACUAGACCAAGACCCCGCCUUGUUAACCCAGAAUGGUACUGAGAGGUUUUCUUUUAACUUAGGAAAUACGUCGAAAGUUUUCUGUAAACCGAGUUAUCAGAGGACAUUCAGCUUUGUCGGCAGUUAUUAUAAUAACUUGAAGUUUACUUAGAGAUGUUAUGUUUGGUGUUGGUUAACUUUCUGAAGAAAAUUAGCUCAAUGUCCUCGUAAAUGGGUGAAUGCUGUUAAGAUUAAUUCUCAAUUUUCUAUCUUUUCAGAAGAGUUAAAGAAGAGGAGAUUUGAUGUGAGUAUUGAUGUAGCGAUAUAAAAGACCACAACGUAACCUCAACUGGUGUAAAAAAAAAUCGUAGUUUCACGGCUAAUAGCAUAUUUUUCAGAUGUCAGAUUUUAAUUUCAGUGAAUUGAUCAUUAACAGUCGGAGGAUUUGGCUGUUGCAGUUCACUAUGAUUCAAUAGUUUUAAAUACACUUGUUUAUACUACUAGAUGAGAAAUUUCUGCAAUUUGAUUGGCUUAGAGCAGUGGUAUUUCAGCUUAAUUUGAAAUACCUACAUGUGAAAAUUACAAACCUUUUGCGGGCAGUAGUAUAAACAAAUAAUAGCAUUCGUGAUAUUUCAAAAUUGUCUCAAAUUUCACUCACCUAACGGCUCGUGAAAUUUCGUAUAACAAUUUCGAAGUAUCACUCGUGGUAUUAAUGCCAAAUAUCACUACAAAUCAUGCUAUUACCUAUACUAAUUACACUGAAGGGAACGUUUUGCUGGUAUCUGCACCAUUUAGUUUAAUUUCUCUGCAAAACGACAUCUUGGUAAACUAAAACUGAAUUCCUAGGUUUGUGAUUUUGUUGUCGUGACAUUGCUGCCACUUAAGUUUUGAUUCCCCAAUCUUCUAUUUUCGUUUUCAGGUUAUGUUUUGUGUCACCACCAUAAUGGCGGUUGUCCGAAGUUGUUCUUUAAUCAACAUUGAGGUUUGCAUUUAUUUAGAUUGUUUUGCUUUAUUAACUCGAAAAUAGCUCGCGACAGAUUGUUUAUUUCUAGGGAGAUAAAAUAAAUACACUCCUCGUACAUUUUCCUUAUAUUAUCUCGCUGCCAUUACAAAGUCCUACAAUACAGCUGGAUAGUAAAAGAUCGAAAAAGAGCUCCUAAUAAUCUCGAAACCACCUUUGUUUGAGUUUAAAAAAGUAGAGAAAAGGCAUUUCAACAGAUUUUUCUUGUUACAUUAACAUUUUUUACGUUAGCAUUUUCCGUGUUUUAAGGUUUACGCACUAGAAUUACAAGUGGCAUUUUCCUCAUGCUUGAUUUUAAAAUUGAAUACCUUCCUAACUGUUUACGGUCGUUUCGCCUACGAGUCGUUUCGCCACCUCCUGUUCGGCAACUUCUGAAGUCGUUUCGCGUACGUGUUGGGUCAGUUCCCUAACUGCCUUCGCCUGAUCAGUGGCUGAAAGAACGAGGUAUACACAUGCGCAUCGCACUAUUUUGUAAAUUUAAAAUUGUAAAACUGACGCUGUUAUUAUAAGAAUCUUAACCGACGUUUCGGCAAUGCUGCCUUCUUCAGUGUAUACAAGACUAAAUACCCAAGGCAGCAUUGCCGAAACGUCGGUUAAGAUUCUUAUAAUAACAGCGUCAGUUUUACAAUUUCUAAAUUUACAUUAAGUACUACGCUGCGCAGGUUUUUCAAUCUUUAUUUGCACUAUUUUGUACCCUGGCUGAGAGAACGAAACACAUACAUGCACAGCGCAAGUUUCGCUUCUUAGCGGAACGACUAAUACGUUAACGAACGGAACGUUAGCGAAACGACUCGUGGGCCAAACGACCGGUCACCUUCCUAACCCUUGCAAUGCUAACGGUCUGUUGUAAACUGGUUAUAACUUGUUUCUGUGCAGACGGCGACCAGAGAGGGGCUGUCCAUUGGGUCGAUGCCUAAUGGGACUCCUUAUGUGCACAAUCCCUGUGCACCGUAUGNCGAACGGAACGUUAGCGAAACGACUCGUGGGCCAAACGACCGGUCACCUUCCUAACCCUUGCAAUGCUAACGGUCUGUUGUAAACUGGUUAUAACUUGUUUCUGUGCAGACGGCGACCAGAGAGGGGCUGUCCAUUGGGUCGAUGCCUAAUGGGACUCCUUAUGUGCACAAUCCCUGUGCACCGUAUGUUGUGCCAUUACUUGGCAAUCUUAUGCUGCUAGCAAAGUAAGUGGUUUGUCUUUAUUGCAAGUAAUUCCACUUUUGUGCCUGUCGGCUAAGGCAGAGUCGUUAUGUUUGUUCUUUACAAGUGGUUUUAUCAGGAGCCAUAGCCUAUGGUUUGAGUGAUACGUGUCCUCGGAAAGAAGGGAAUCAUCUAUUCAGAGUCGUGUUCGUGUUGUUUUUUGGAAUCUAGUUGAGAGGCAACAGCUCCGCAAGAUCAAACAUGAGUCACCAACAACAGUUUUUUUUAACGGAAAACAAAGCAAGCCACGCUGGGGUUCAGCUUUUGUAAUCUAGCUACGAUUUUUUUGUUACUCCUUUUUAGUAUUAUACCAAAGCAUGAGACACUGUACGGUACACUGAAGUAUUUCAUCCCCAGCAGCCCUUUUAAAACUUCGAUUACACGUAAUCUUCUACAGACCUUAACAAUGUUCUGGAUUCCCUACUGAAACCGUGUUAUUCUUCAGUUAUUUGAUUUACUAUUCGUUAGGCAGAGUCCUUCCUAAGACGGACAUUUGGCUGUUAGCCCCCCAGGGAUAGCUGUCUGUAUUAUUAAUUUAGGUUAUUUUUAUGUAGGUGUUUCAAUAGCCUGUAUGAUCCUGCAGUAAAAAGAAGUAUGAUGGGAGACUACCUGGCUGCACUAGACAUGCAUGACCUUGACACUAGUGCUAUUUAUGGUGAGGAAUACUUUGCUAGUGAGAUAACAUUUUUGAGCCUCUCUAUGGGUAACUAAGGACGUCGUUUUUAUCGCGCGUUUUCCGUAAAAUGGUCGCAUAUAUAUCAAGAAUUGUUUUACGUGUUAACGCUAAUAGCCAGCUAGAACAACCACGGAAACAAAAAACUUAAAAGCAAAAGGUUAAAUAAGAAGAACGUGCAGCCCAAUUUUUGGUAGAUUUUUUUUGCCCGCCAUCGUACGACGUAUGUUGUCAAACGUGAUCAAAAAUUGUCAAUGUAAACGUCUCUUUAAUCGCUAAGAUCUUCGUUUGAUCAAUAGCGAUCGUGGCGACUUCGAUUUCGUCGGAAAUACCCAUACAGAGUCUUAUUUGUAAUAAAUGGCGUGAUGUGAUAUAAGAGACGAACUCAGCAAAACCUCUGAGUCGCAAAUGGGAAAUGAAACCAUGAUCCUCCGUACACUAGUGUGAUGCUUUAACCGCUGAGCUACUGAGAACUGGGUGGUGAGCAAGUCAUUUGUGGGCUGACAUAAUUAUUGCAGCGCCGUCACAUUAUGUAAAAUUUGGCCGUGACUAUUGACAAUAAAAAUAAUAAAAAUGAUAGUAACCGUUAGUAUUUUACUUUUAGUGUAAAAACGUUUUUCCACUGAAAAUAGAAAUCAAUUGAGCGUUUUCACUCACGUGGCCAACAUCUGUGCAAAUUCAUGGAAACAAAAGAAGGCGUUUACAUAAGAAAAGAGUUCAACUCCCACAAGUUAAUAAGACUGGCCUGGACCACCAACAUGGCCACAGCGACGUCAUGUGAAAACGCUCUUUAAGAGUGAAAAUGUCCGUUUAUAUUAGCGACACUAACCUACCCACCACAUUCUUAAUUUUUUUUCAGUUCUUUCGCAUGGUCAAGACAAAGAUAGAAGUGGAGUUCCAACCGUUUUUAAGCCGAUUCAUGCCACAAAAGCGUACCUUUAUUACUUAGCAGAUUCAUGGUUCGUGCUAAAAACGUUUUUAAACCGAUUCAUGCCACAAAAGCGUACCUUUAUUAUUAGCAGAUUCAUGGUUCGUGCUAGAAACGUUAAAUUGUAAUUAUCAAGUACGCACUUAACGGAGUUGUUUUGAUAGGAAUAAGGCUCAGCUAUUAAUGUGGGAGUGUCUAAAAGAAAGCUUCUAUUGACGUUAAGAAAGUGAUUGAUUUCCUUCGAAAGUUUCUUUUAUUCUACUUCGAUAAACCUUUCUAUUGGCCAGCGUCGCAGAGGUAAUGUAACCCUGGUUAGUAACGUCUGUGAAGCAAGGCCGAUUUUCUUGUUCUGGGUCCUUAAAGGACUCGACGAAUUACUGGAAAUGCGUUUCGAAUUUCCCUUCAACUUGAUUGGCAAAUCGACAAUACCACUUAUAACAGGCAUAUCAUGGCGCGUAUUCAAAUCGUUGCGCACGGGUGGGUCGAAAACAAGGAUUCGGUGCUGUUUGGCAGACCGACUUAACCAGAAGUUUAGUUCUGUCUGUGACACAGGUUACCCUUUUUUUUGACUCGAUGUUAUUUGGAAUUGCAUAGUGCCAACAGUAGGACAAAAACGCAUUUUUUCGUUCCAGAAGUAGGGGUACCUUUGAAGGCUAGACGUGAAAAAAAAAAUGAACUCAUGCAUUUUGAGCAACAGUGUUAGGUGAAACCUCCUUGCUCUAUUGACGUUAAAUAUCACUUAAAAAGAGGAGGAGCAUACGUUGAAAUGUUUAGAGGGCUUGUUCAAAGAAAAGGGCAAGUCAUGAAUUUGGCUUGAAAUCUAAAUCGUAUCAAAUGAGUUCUAUUUUACAACAGAGCCAGAUUAUCGUGAAAAUGCUAUCAUUCUUGAUCAUUCCGGGAGGAGCAAGCUUUGAAUUAAAAAUAGGUGAUUGCUUGGCUUAAACAUUUUAAGGAGGUAGCACAAGGAUCAUGUGAUUCUCUGGUUUUACUAGGUUAUAAUUUAGCACAGUGAUGGAAAGUUGUGUUUCUCUUCAGUUGAAUAGCAAAUAAAAGGCAAAUCGAAAAAGCCAAAUUUUUACUCCAGUUAUUUUCAAAAGCUUUGUAACUAGUUUAUUACUUAUGCUACGUAAGGAAUCCCUUAAAUAGAGGUUUUCUUAAAGAAAAUCGGAUGUCAACGUUGAAUGUCGCUUCAACCCAUCUUCCGCCUACCUCUUUACGUUUAUUUUGUCCACUUCUCAUUCUCUCUCGUUAUAUUUUUCCACCUUCUCUCUUUUUUAAUAAUUCAGCUACCAUGCUCUGGGAUAUGCUGGAGCCUGUCUUAGCCAUGAUUUUUACAGCGUUCCUGGCCUACCAGAACUCAUUAAAGAGAAUGUUGUGAAGUCUUUAACAUAUGUUCCCAACUACAGACUGAGGUUUGUUGUACGUAUCCUUUGAAUAAACUUACGAGAGUUACUAUUUCCUUCUGUGUCGCAUCAUUAAACAGUAGAGGGUCGCCAGGUCGGAUGAACCAGAAGGAAAGGAAGUGGGAACAAGGACAAUAGGGAGCUUAAGCAACGCCGACGGCGACGGCUACGAAAACGUCACUUACAAAGUGAAUUCGCUCUGCCUCAAACUUAAUCGCGCUUUGUACAUCUCGUUCAAUUCGUCAAAUGUUGUCAAGUGUUUUUGGACUUGAAUUCUAAAAUACCGUAUCAAAGUUCAGGAAAAGAAAAAGAAAGUUGUCGUCGUGUGUUCUCGUCCUCGACAAAACGUGAAAUUAGGCACUUUCACGUUGUAGUCGUGCAAUGACGGCUGAGAAAUGUACAAAAAAGGCGUGAUGCACGUGCAAAGUUGUGGUUCUGUUAAUCUAAACCUAUUGCUUUUUUGCCUUUGUCGUUGCCGUCAUCGUUGCUUAAGCUCGCUAAUAGGACUUAGGAAGCUUAAGAGAAGGAAUUAGGAGCCAGAUUUGUGAACGCUAUGAAAUAUGAGGUGACUGAGAGUCAGGGAAAGGAUUGGGUGAGAGCCACUUAGUUAGGGAUAGGAAACGAGGAAAAUGGAAGUGGGAACCAGGAAAGACCUGGAGACUUGGGUUUUUGAGAGAAGGUGGAGGCCAGUAAACUAGAAGGGUCGGGGAUAGGACAGAGGUGGCUGGGAUUCCUGGUCAGAUGUUUUGUGCGUCGGAACAAUGUAGGGGAAAAAAGAUAAAAGAAGGAGGAUGGGCAAGCAAAGGUAGAGAUCUCAAAGUGGAAAGAUAGGAAGAAAUUCAGCGAUAUUAUUAUGAUAUUACUUUCUCACAGUCCCUGAAUGUAUUCCUUGACUCCUCAUAUCAGGUAAUUUUAUGAAGUUGUUUAUCUUGCACUGCCCUGUGUAUCACCACAUAUUGCACCAACAAGGACAUGAAAGUGAAAAGAAGUGGACCUACCAAGUCCAUGGAAAAUAACUACAUAUAGUCCGACAAAAGAGCUGAAUAAUAAGAUUCUGUUAGGCAUUUUCUUUGUUUUCCUAUCAGGAUUUAUUGAAUUAUUUAUUUUGAUUGUGUGUAUGCUGUUUUAGCAUCUUGAAGAACAGUGGGAGAUUGUCAGACAGCACCAAGCCGACAGGUUAGCAACGAAAAUGUGUGAUUUUUGAAAGCAAAAUUGGGAAUUGCAAUUAGAAUUGUACUGUACAGGAAACUAUCGUUAUUGCAGGCAUCCUUCGGACUGAAAAUUAAGGCCCUUAUUAGUUAGAGUCCGUAAUAGUUGGGUGCACAGAGGACUUUUUUUGAAAAUUUCUGAGAUAAAUAAAAUGGUAUACAUCUACAUUGAAGUUAACAUCAUUUGACUCUAAAGUCAGCUUUGCGAUUUAUGGAACAAUGAUUUCCAGUGAUGUACAGCAGAAGUGAAAAUAUAACCAAAAAUACAAGGAAAUGAAUGUUAGUUGUGUUCAGGUGCUGAAAAAUGCGGCCCGGUAUCGGUAACGAAAAUCGGCUUUUUUUAAAGUGAAAGCUAUCUUUAAAUCCACAGCACAACUGAAAUGGAUGAGGAAGAAGACAACAUGGAAUCCAAAGAGAUCAUUGAGGACCAGUUGGUGUCGAUUAUCAGCAAGGAUUACUUGGAUGUUUUCAGUGAGUACCUCAUUUUGCUUGGUACUUGAUAAGCUAUCCAAUUGCCUUGCACUGGCAGAUAUUCAACUGUUUUAUUUGUUUCUCAUGCGGCGUGAUCGGCAAUAUUUAUACUUUAGUAUUGAUGUUGUUCUGCCGCGUUUUUGCGUUACUUCUAACAGCUUUUUGAGUCCUUUUACCUUUUUUUUGUCACAUUUCAAAUGUUACGUUUUGCUAACCUUGGAAAAGAUACCUCUGGGACAAGGUUAUCUACUUGUAACAGUCACUCAAGGCGGGUGCAGAAAUGGUUCUGCCAUUUGGUCUUUCUAGCACCCCAGCUGCUUUUCAGCAUUUGAUGGAAUCCGCACUUGCAUGGAGUCUGUAAAUUAAACUAAUUAUACAAGUCGUGUCGAAGGACUGCUAAAGGUUUCUGAAUCAUUUUAGCUUUAGCAUGUGUUUUAAACAAAGAGAGCAAUGCGUCGACAGGAAUGGUAGUCGCAGAAGAGGACGAACUUAAAGGUAACUUCAUUAGACUAAUAAUUUUAGUAUCACUGUCUCUGUGGUGAUUUGUUGUGUGCUGUGCUGUAUUUCUUCUUUCUUAUUUGGUACAUGACAGUUAGUAAAGAAAAGGAAAAUGCUCUGUUUCGUAGCAUUGUUUAUCUUGACUGGAUGUCUAAACAGUUUGUUGACACUCACUACAGACUGCUCUGAUAUACCCUAACUUGAUGUAUACAAAACGUUAUGUGCAAUUAACGUUAUGUGCAAUUCCCUUUUCGUAGGAUUAGAUGCCAACAAUGCCAAGUUAGGAUCAUUGGGAAGGUUGCUUUUGAGAACUGAGGUAGUAUAAAGUAACUGAUCCUUUCUUUUUCCCUGUAAGUCAAUUUUGGAAAUGUCGAAUAAACUACUAAGAUGGUCAAUACAGAAAAAACAUUAGUUCCUAAUCACAAAUAAAAGAUGACAAUGUGUUAAGUUACCUGGAAUUCUCUGCUUAAUCAAAGUACCUUUUAUCCUAACAGUCUGCUCCCAAAAAGUGAAGUGGUUUUCACCCCCACAACUUGUAUUUUUCCUAUUUUAAUGACUAAGCUACACAAAUCCUAACAUUUCAGAGUGUGAACAUGCAAGUACUGUGUACCGUUUUUCAAAGUAUGACCUGGCCUGAUUCAACUGUCUGCUAUAAGGCCACACGUCUUGCUACUGCCUUUGUCAAAGAAGUGAGUAUUACAUUAUCUAAAACAUGAAUCAAUCAAUCGAUAAAUAACGAGAUUGUGUACAAUUUCGCAUCGACUGGAUGAGGAGAACCAACAACAAACUCAACCCACAUAUAGCGUUGUUUCGUUUCAUCGUCGUCUUUGUGUCAUAUCGUAUGUACUCAAUUAAAAGUCGCAAAUGUAGAUAACAUUACCAAUAAAUGCCGCUCUCGAAUAAACUCAGCACAACUCAGCAAAAAGAAAAGCAAGACAUUGGACUUUAAGCAUCUUUCUAUUUUAGAUAAUAUUGACAAAUGAUUCACUGUCAUUGUUUUCAGUCAGGAUUAAAGAAAAUGAAUAAUACGAUUUUGAAAUAAACGCCGUUCUUGAAUUAACGCUGCAUCGGAAACACUUUAAUCGAGUAAAUACCUUAAUGGCCAUUUGGGUGUUGUUACAUGUCCCUGUGGUUAUUGUAAUGGAGCUACUGAUCUUGUUACAUUUCACAACAGUCCUAAGUGAGUUAUGUUGUAUCACAUAGUCAACUGACAUUCUCUUUAUUUUGCCUCUCAAGGUUGUUGUCAUAUCACGUCAACUGACAUCCUCUUUAUUUUGCCUCUCAAGGUUGUUGUCAUAUGCAAAGAAGCUGGAACUAGGUUAGCGGACUCUGUCGUUGAACAGUUGUUCACUCAAGUCUUGAAGGUGGGUGCCAUUUUAAGUUAACCUCUAACAAAAAAUUGCCAUCAUUGACAUUGCUGUGCCUCCAUAGUAGUUGAACGAAACAGUUGAAGGUGGUGAAAAGGUAGUGAACCUAGGACCUGUUAUUUUAACCCCCGGGGGUACUUAAUGGUGAAGGAUAUGCCGCUGGGAAACUGGAACCCUUACCCUAUGCAAGACUUAGUUCAGGUGAUUUGCCAUCUUACACUAGAUUAAACUCACAAUAUCCUCCCUAUGCUAGAGUUGCUCUUUUCCCGCUUUCCCUGGUGUAGAUUGUUUCUUGGAAAAUGAUACCCUAUAAUAGACUCAAGCCCUCUGAUUUCCUAUACCCUACCUAUUAUGUUAACUUUGGUGGCCUUUUCAUUUCGCCAACGCUAUAACCAUAAACUGCUAUUUCCUAUUAUUUCCCGUAUUUUGAACUAACCAAAGACGUACGUGAGAAUUAGGUUAAUGUUGAAGAAGGUGUCCUUAGUUUUGCAAUUAGUGGCAGUUAGUGGCAGUUGUGGAGGACAUAUGGUCUGUCUCUUUUAAAUUCCAAUCGAAUGAUACAUAGUCUGGUAAGUAGUAAAAUUAAUAGCACAUUCUGCAUCUCCCAUUGCAGGGUCUUCACGUUCAAGGUCACUGCUUUACUGAAACGUACCUGACUUACGCUGGACAGACAAUGUACGAACUUCUGGUAAGAAAAUCUAGAAUCUUGUUUCACGUGACCACCUGUCCAUGCCACAUGCCAACCAAUGUAUGGCUUUCCUAUAGAAUGAUGUAUGCCAUUCAUGCCAAGAUCUGUAGGUCUCUAUGUCUGAACGGGGCAUCCACUGGCUAGAGUCACGUGGUCGUAUUGCAGGCGCAGAUAUAUCACCUAUUGAGGUCACAUUUUUAUGUUGUCUUCUGACCAGAUAAUAAUUUUUGUUUGGAACACGAUCUGAAGUUUUUUUGUCAGAUAUAUUUAGUUACCUUAGUAUUGUUUGUGUUUAAUUUUGUAGUAAUUUUUUGAAGUGAAUUGUUUGUGUUAAAUGGGAGCUCCACUUGUAGGCUUAGCUAAAUUUACAUAGUACAGUCUAGAGCUUUCCUUAGUAACCCAUUGAAGUCCCAAUAGUGGCCAACAUCAGUUUUCUCCUAAUAUUUUUCAUUCAUCAUCAAGAGUAUAGGUUAAGAGAAUUUAUAAUAUGAUCACCAAGGAGGACAUGCUUUGAUCUUUUAUCAAAUUCUCUUAACUAAUCUUUCAAGGAAAUGAUGGGGAUCACAUGGGAGAAUAUGUAUGAGGACAUGGGGGCUCAAAGGGGAAACACAUCAGAUCCUCACGAGUCCAUGGUCAUUCUUUGUUACACUAAGUAAACUUUUUAAUUUCAGAGACCUGAAUACUCAUCACUGCAGCAAGUUCUUCUUCAAACUAACUGCUCCUUGGAGGAUUUGCAUGUAUGUUCAUCCAAGAGUCACUAUUUAUCUUAAUAAACUUUUUUGUCAGAGAUAACUGUUAGCAGGUUAGUCCAGUUCUGGCCCCCAUCUCUGUCACGCAACACAUCAAGCAACGCAUUACGUGACAGAGAGAGAGAGGAGCCAGAACUGGACUAUUAGCAGGUCAGAAGCCAUGUUUAAGCCGGGAAUUUGUUUCCUUUAUAGUUACAGGUGGUAAAAUUUCUUUUGUUUGGAGGAGGGUGGAGUUGUGGCACCGUAUGCCAGACUGACAGACUAAUUAUUUAACAAUAAGAUGUUGUUUUUAGGCUUUUGAGGCCAUGUGUUUUGAAGGAAACGAUGUUCCAGAGAAAAGAAAAAGAGAUCAGUUCAAGAAACUUGUGUCUGGAAUCGUAGGGGUGAGGAUAAUACUUUAGUUUGAUUUGUCAUUACCGGUACAUCCUUUGCCUCUCUGUCAAACGAAAGUUAAUUUUGAUUCUCCUCAGGCAGACAUUUCCAAAGGCACCAUCAAUAUUGACAGAGUUUGUUUUUAUACAGCACUGUUAUCACUGUUUUGUUAUAAACCAAAAUCCAACAGAUGCCUACUAUGCAAUCAAGUCGAAUUUGAUGGUAAUUAGCAUCAGAUUUCCAAAGUUCUUUCUCGUCAGGGUAGCUGAGGCUACUUAACCUUUAUGUCCCAAGAGUGAUCAACAUCAAUUUUCUCCCAACAACAUCAGUGCAUCAUCAAUAGAAAAGGUUGUUAGAAUCAAGAAAAAGAUCACCAGAGUCGAAAUUCUUUGAUCGUUCAUUAAAUUCUCUGAACUUACAGUUUUCUUUAAGGAAAUGUAUUGAGAUUAGUUUAAAGAAUUUUUAUGUGGAUGUUGAGGGUUAAAGUUAAUCCCUAUGCCAGGUCUUUACAGUCGAGGCAGGUCAAACGUACCCCCAAGAUUGCAUUAAUGAAUCGAUUAUCUGAAAAUGAAUUCGUUGGUCGUUGCCGCAACCAGUCUCAAAUUCAAAUCUGUAUUCCUGCAUGCGUAAUGAGCAGUGAAUUUUUUCACAAUAACUCCUCUGUGUUCGUUCAGAUUGAAAAAUCUUUGAAUGGAUAAAACUGUUUUGAAGACAUUUGCACCAAAUUCAAGGAAACUGAGGUGGCAGAAAUUUCAUGACUACCGCGCGUGUGAAUUCACUGUUCGUUACGUAUGCAGAGGUGCAGAGACGAAACUGAAAUCCACAACUACCAAUGGAUUAAACCUCCGAAUAUUAAAUUCGUUAAUGCAGUCUUGGGGGUAUGCUUGACCUGCCCUGACUGUAACCUCAAAGGUGAUUAAAAUUUAUGGUUUAUAAAAGUUAUCAUUCUUGCCAAAUAUAUUUCCUCCUUUGAAGUUUGUAGCUGAUUGUUAUUGAUGUUUGUUUGACUUGUAGAAAAAUGUUGCAGAAUUGUUCCAAAAUGAGAUCAAGAUCAAAGACCUUCCCCCGAUAAAAAUCAACUGCACCAAACCAGAGCCAACGGAGGAUCUUACAGGACUUUCUGAUCUAUUUGAGCCACAAACAAGCUAAGAAGUACUGUAAUAAGAUUGAGAUAAAUAUAAUCACACAAAGGUAAAGAAAUAAAGUUAUGGUAUGGACAUAAGCUUUAAAAUAGAGACCUUUAGAUUCUAAGACGAGAACGACCACAAGAACGAGAUUUUCCCAAUACUGAGUAUUGCUCGGGCGUGAACAAGUGUCAUUUUGGCGCGAAAAUGUGAUAGCCGUCGUCAUUCUACUACGAGUUUUAGCGAAAAUGCAGAAGUGGCGGAAACUAGUUAUCAAAUGUUAGAAGUUUUAUCAUUUUGCUAUCGGGAUAGGGCUUAACCUCCUGUAAUAACGAUGACAGUGCUAACUUUUCUGGUGGGUCAAAAGUACGAUGAAGCUUUCCGGGGUAUCUUUUUUCCGAGAAUACGCGAAAAAACUUUAAGUCAAAUCUUAUACUCGUACGGUAGUCGAUCUCAUCCUCGAAUCUAAAGCUCACUAAUAUAACUUAUGUCUACCACAACAACUGUUGCCAUUUCCUUGUCAAACUCAGAAAACCGUCAACAUCUGAAUGUCUCUGGAACGAGGAGACCGCGAAACCACGAACUAAUUAGCACUGCCAUAUGCACUUUAGUUUUCUCAUGUACGUGAUUACACUUUAUCACUAUAAAACGGUAACAUUCCAGAAAAACAUUUGAACCUCCAUUGAGUGGCCAGUCUCGGGGUACACCGGCAAGUGGCUGCUUAAAGGCGGUUGGCCGCGCGAUAGACGUUUCUGAUUAUUAGCAUAAUCUUUAACUCAAACAUCACUUUAAUUUGAUUUAGAAACAAACAUGCAAUGGGAGUGGCAUAACUGAUCCACUAUCAGGGGUCAAAUUAAUAAAACUUUUACAUGGGUAAUUUACAAGUGUAGCUUUUGUUCUCAGACUCUAAAACAAUGGCUACACAUGUAAAUUACGUCUGUAAACUUUUUAUUAAAUUGACACCAGUUGUCAACUUCUUAUCUAUCUCACACUGUAUUUUUCUUAAUCUUCUUUUUAACUUAAAGCCAAAUUAAGUGUAUCAAGUGCUUGAUGGCUGAUUAAUAGAGGUGACCUACAACAAUAGACCUCUUGCCGUGAUGGCCAAAAGGUGGCCAUAUAGGGCUGGCUUCUUAAUAGAGGUUUAAUUUGCAUAUUCUUUUCUACAGAGCUUUGGUUACUGGUCGCUCAAUAGAGGGUCACUCUUUAUAGGUGCAUGGCUGCUUAAAUUUGCCUCUCUGGAGGGUUUCUUCUUAGGAAGUUCUGUAUUGCACUACACAGGCACACUUAAUGGAGGUUCAAUUGUAUUUCUGGUAUUCAUGAAUUUCUGAGUUUCGCAGAAGCUUUAAAAAGUGUUUAUUUAUUUAUUGAGAAGGCAAAAAUGUCGAUAAACUUAUAAAUUAAAAUUAGAACAGGGCUAGAUUUUUAAUUGUUUUCUCACUUUAUGCUCUGUUAGCCAGCGGAUACAAAAAACUAAUCUUUUCCUUUCCCAGUAUGACAAACCCUUAGUCCUACUGUAUUAGUUUUGAUAAUUAUUAUCAUUAGUAGUUUAAACUCUCUCCAAGAAAGAAAGGGGUAAUUUCCACUGCAAGGCCAACUUUAGACUUGUAAUUUGUAACAAAUUUUGUCAAAAGCCUUGGAAAACUGCACCUCAUAAUUAUUAUUUAGA
Messenger RNA from Porites evermanni, 24364 nucleotides. The record is from the annotation of a GenBank genome assembly. NCBI's taxonomy places the organism in Eukaryota, Metazoa, Cnidaria, Anthozoa, Scleractinia, Poritidae.